Bombyx mandarina (wild silkworm) is the source of this 798-nucleotide messenger RNA. Its product is annotated as trypsin CFT-1-like. The record is from RefSeq and is a predicted model, not a curated record. Lineage: Eukaryota; Metazoa; Arthropoda; Insecta; Lepidoptera; Bombycidae.
AUGGCCUACCUCGCUUUUACCCUGACCUUGCUCGCAGGUACCUUUGGUAAAUCAUGGAACUUGAUAUUUAUAGCAGCUAGCUGCAUCUCAGCCAACAACCUUGGCACUAGAGUGCCUAUCAGUGACCGCCCCAGUUUGGCUCAAGUUGAAGUCGCCCUGGGCACCGUUUGGAUCCAGCAGUGUGCUGGUGCCGUACUCACCAACUUCCAUAUCCUGUCUGUUGCCACUUGUUUCUCUGGAGCCUUCUACCGGCCCGAUACUCGUCGUAUUCGCCUCGGUUCUGACAUACGUAAUGAAGGCGGCUUGAUCGUGAAUGUGUUACUUGCCAAUAACCAUCACUCAUUCGAUCCUACGAAUAUGGCCAGCGACAUUUCCGUAGUCCGUCUUAGUUCAGCAGUCACCCUUGGUGGUAAUAUACAACAAGCCUCAGUCAUCCUUCAAGGAGUAUAUGUGCCCCCUCGCUUAAGCGUCGAGCUCAUCGGUUGGGGAAACACUCCGCAAGGAGGUGCAGUUACCGACGAUAACCUAUACGGUCUGAGCCUCACCACAGUAGACCGAUACACCUGUAGGAGCAAAUACGAAGACAGGGAAGUUACCAAUACAAUGCUUUGCUUUGGCUUACCCAGGGAGGGCGGUCGUGACUUUUUUACCCGUGACGUUGGUGCUCCCGUUUUCUAUCAGAACGCUUUGAUCAGUCUAAUAUCCUUCGGGGAAUCUGAUGCUAAUAACGAGUACCCUCUAGUCGGUACCGGCAUCAGCGAUUACACGAACUGGAUUAUCGAAAACGCUGCUUCAUAA